Messenger RNA from Amphiprion ocellaris (clown anemonefish), 6184 nucleotides. RefSeq names its product ADP-ribosylation factor-like 14 effector protein (gene arl14ep). The transcript is spliced from 2 exons. The coding region runs from base 2877 to 4130 and encodes 417 amino acids. Gene Ontology annotation, cellular component: intracellular membrane-bounded organelle. NCBI's taxonomy places the organism in Eukaryota, Metazoa, Chordata, Actinopteri, Pomacentridae. Gene Ontology annotation, molecular function: nucleic acid binding. The record is from RefSeq and is a predicted model, not a curated record.
UGUUAUGAAGCCGUUUCUUUGUUCUUCCUCUGAGUUUAAAAGUAAAAGUAUUAAUUUAGGGUUUCUGCCUCCUUUUCCUGAAGCUUUGAAACACUGAGCUGCUCCCUGAUAAGACUCUGCUUUACUCACUAAUGAGCUUUUUGUAGAAGUGAAGCUCGUCAGGAUCGUUUUCUGACUGAACUGAUUGUGGCCUUUAACAGACUUACAGUAAAAAGAAAGAAGGAAUAAAAAUGACUAGAAGAGAUUGAAAACAGCUGCUGGUGACGCAUCUUAGAUUUCUAAUGCCAGUAACAGACCAGGCAGUACAAUAAUAAUGAUAUUUAUUAUAUUUCCACGACUGUAGUCAUGGAAAAAAUGUUCAAGCUGAAUGUGUUGUUGGUAACUUUUAGAUUUUAGUGUCUAAAAUCAGUGAUAAUCAGUUUAAAAAAGUUCUCAAAACAAAAAAAGACUUUUUUCAGAGUUCUCCUGCAGCUGAGUUCAUCUAAAUAUUCUCUAGGAACUCAUAUUUAACAGGAAUAUUCUCGUUCCGUCACUAAUAACCACCGUAAGAGAGCUUUUUCAGCAGCGUUUGUGUUGAGUGUGGAGCUUUUCUUAGAUAAAUUCACUUAGAGGUGAAAAUAACGAGCAGAGAUCGCUCUGACCUUUAGAGAAUCACAGCAGAGAUCGGAGCGAUAAUACGACUCAUUAGUGGAAAAUGGUUUUAUUAACCUCUGAACUCCAAGAAGCUUCCUUUUUUCCUCCUUCUAGUCUCAUUUUUACUCACUGUGGUUAAUUUUCUGAGUCAUUACAGACAGUUUGGGUCAUUUUGGACAAAUUUUAGCCCAGUUAUGAGUCUACAAAAUUACAAAAUUAACUGAAAUUUGUCCAAAAUAACACAAAACAUGUCCAAAGUGGCUCAACAGUUAUCUACAGCACCACAAAAACUGAGCAAAAUUACCUGAAACUGGUUCAGAAUGACUCAAAAUACCUUCAAAACUGUCCAAAAUUACAUAAAAAUAUUGAAAAAUUACUCCAAAUGUGUUCAAAUUGACCAUUUUUAAUUUAUUAAUGACAAUUUUGGUCAUUUUGAAGAAGUUUUAAUUUAGUUCUGGGUCUCUGCUCAUCAUCUGUAGGAAGAUGUUUCACCAGGCUGAAUGUAUCUCCAACAGUUUUCAGCCUAUUUUUAGGUUCCUUUUUGUUAAAAUAUAAUAAAUUAUGGUUUUCAAGUGGGUUCAGAGGGUUGAUUAGUUUAUAUAUUUAAAAAAGUUUUCCAAAAUUUGUGAAAAAUCCUGCCAAAGAGCAGAAUUUUUUUGUUUUUACGGCAUUUUUUGGUAUAAACGGUUUAUUUUUGUUUAUUUUUGAAAAAUUAAAUAUAUACGACAAAGUGAAAUCAAUCAAAUAUGACAAUUUUCAGCUUAUUUUCAGGUUUCUUUUUGUUUAAAUAUAAUAAAUUAUGGCUUUUAAAUGGGGAAAAAGUGUCCCAAAACUCGUAAAAAAUUCUGCCAAGUAGAGCAAAAUUUUUAGUUUUUACAGUAUUUUUUUUUAGCAUAAACAGUUUAUGAUUGCCAAUUUUUUUACGAGACACAAACAAAAAAGUGAGAUCAAUGAAAUAAGAAAGAAAUUACGGUUUUUAAGUGCAUUCAGAGAGUUGAUUAGUAUUUUUUUAAAAAAGGUUUACCAAAAUUCGUAAAAAAAAAAAAAAAAGAAACCCUGCCAAAGAGAGAAGAAUUUUUAGUUUUUAUAGCAUUUUUUUUGGCAUAAGCAGUUUAUUUUUGGUGAUUUAAAAAAAAAAAAAAUAUAUAUAUAUAUAUACAACAAAGGGAAAUCGAUGAAAUUUAACAAUUUUCAGCUAAUUUUUAGGUUCCUUUUUGUUUAAAUAUGAGAAAUUAUGUUUUUUUUUAAAAAUAGGUUCAGAGGGUUGAUUAGUAUAGUUUUUUUUUUUUGUCAGUGUCCUAAAACUUGUAUAAAAUCCUGCCAGUGUUCCCUGAAGAUCCACAGCUGGUCGAUAUUAAAAUGAAAUAAUGACUCUAGGGUUCUAAUAUGUAGUGCAUCAUAUAUUAAACACAUUAUGAGGGGGUUUGGAGGGCUACUGAGGCUCUCUAUGAACUGAAACUGAUGAUUUUUAAUCCUCUAAACGUUCAGAGACGCUCCGCUGCAGCUUCAGGCUCUGAGCUGUUAAAUCAGAUCACUGGAAUCUGAGACUGUGUGAUGAUGAAGCUGAAGACAGAAGAGUCCUCAGGUUCUCAUAACGCCGCUAUGAGGCGGCUGUGAUGGUUUUAUGACGUCAGACGUGAAUAAAAAGCGAGGAGGUGAUUACAGGAAGCGUCCGUGGGGAGAAUCGUGUUAAUUUUGUGUCUUUUUGUGACAAUUUCACGUCUUUUUGUAAUAAUUUUGGCCCUUUAUGUGGUAAUUUUGUGGGGGUUUUUGUGCCAAUUCUGUCUUUUUUGUGUUGAUUUUGUCCAUUUUUUAUGGUAAAUUUGAGUGUUUGAGGUAAUUUUGCCUCUUUUGUGUUGAUUUUUGUGUCUUUUUGUGGUAAUUUUGUACAUUUAUCAUGGUAUCGUAUUUUCGCGACCAUAAGGCGCACUUAAAAGUCUUAAAUUUUCUCCAAACUGGACGGAGCGCCUUAUAAUGCGGUGGAUCUUAUGUGUGCACCGAGUUCCAAAAUGUGUAAAUGUUGUUGUGUAACUUUGAUGAGCUCCGCUUGACUGACUGAGAUCAUUUCCUGCCGACACGCUGCUUAGAUAGAGAAAAGGAGGACGUGACAGAGGACAGCAUGAGAACGUUAAAGGGGGAAGUGUGGGCGUGAAAGAAGACGCUAAAGGCUGCCCCCAGUUGGUACAUAGUGCUGGUAUGUGCUUUGUGCAACACAACAUCGGUUUGGCUAAGGACCCCUUAAAAUGGCUCCUGAGAAGAGACACGCUUACGAAGCACAGUUUAAACUGCAAGCUAUCAGCUACGCGGAGGAACAUGGGAAUCGAGCAGCCGCGAGAGAAUUCAAGAUCAACGAAUCCAUGGUUCGCAAGUGGAAGAAGCAGGAAAACGAGCUUCGCCAAGUCAAGAAGACGAAGCUGAGUUUCCGCGGAAACAAGGCGAGGUGGCCCGAACUGGAAGACCGACUUGAGCAAUGGAUUAAUGAUCAAAGAACAGCUGGGAGAAGCGUCUCUACAGUCACCAUUCGAUUGAGGGCAAUAACGCUUGCAGAAGAAAUGAAAAUUGAACAUUUUCAAGGAGGUCCGUCUUGGUGCUUUCGUUUUAUGAAGCGGCGGCAUCUUUCCAUCCGGGAAAAGACUACCGUGGCGCAGCAACUUCCAGCGGAUUACAAUGAAAAGAUGGCCAUCUUCCGCUCCUACGGCAGUAAAAAGAUUGCCGACAAACACAUCCAGCCCAACCACAUCACCAACAUGGACGAGGUGAAUCACACGGUCGAGAAGAUGGGGACCAGCACGGUAGCGAUACGCACAACAGCGCACGAAAAGUCGGCUUUUACUGUUGUGCUUGGCUGCCAUGCUAAUGGACAGAAACUGCCACCUAUGGUGAUUUUUAAGAGGAACACGCUGCCUAAAGAGAAGUUUCCAGCCGGAGUCAUCGUUAAGGCCAAUCAAAAGGGCUGGAUGGACGAGGAGAAAAUGAAAGAGUGGCUGAGUGAAGUGUACGUAAAGAGACCACAUGGUUUCUUCCACGCGUCACCGUCCCUGUUGAUCUGUGACUCCAUGCGCGUCCAUCUCACAGCCACUGUGAAAAACCAAGUGCAGCAAAUGAACUCGGAGCUUGCUAUCAUUCCGGGAGGCUUGACGAAGGAACUCCAACCGCUGGACAUCGCUGUAAACAGGGCGUUCAAAGUGAAGUUGCGAACGGCGUGGGAGCGAUGGAUGACAGAUGGCGAACACAGUUUUACUAAGACUGGGAGGCAGCGCCGGGCGAGACAGAGCAUAGGAGCUAAAAGCAGAGUCUACGACAGCAAAGGCCGGCUGCUGUCCAACGGUAAGGACAUGUGCGACUGCCUGGACGUGGACUGUAUGGGAUGUUUCUACCCGUGUCCGGACUGCGGGUCUCGGAAGUGUGGCGUGGAGUGUCGUUGCGACCGGAAGUGGCUGUACGAGCAGGUGGAGGUGGAGGGAGGGGAGAUCAUCCGGAACAAGUUCGCCGUUUAGAGACGCUUCAGACGCCCUGAAGACGGGCUGAAGGACUGUUCAAGACUCUGAUGCUUCUUAGUGACCCUCUCAGUUUCUGUUGUCAUGGAAACACUGCCUGCAGUUCAGCCGAAAACUCUUUUUUUUUUUUUUUUUUUUUUUACAGGAAACGUUUAUUGCAAAUGGCUCGUUUUUGGCUGGAAGGUAAAUGUUUGCUACCAGACUGUUUUUAAAGAGAAAACUCUCCAAAAAUACCUUGAAAUUAGUUUAAAAUGGCAUUUUUUGAGUCUUUUGGGGUAAUUUUUUGGUUAUUUUGGACAAUUUUUGGUCCAGUUUUGAGUCUUGGCUCAUCAGUUUCUUCAACAUAAAUGAGAUUUUGUUCAUUUCAUUAAACUUACACUUUUUUAACUUCAUUAAAUAUUCUCCAUGUUUUUGUUUUGGUAUUUUUCACCAUGCUGAAUGUAUCUCCAAACACCUUGCAGAAAUGACUCAAAAAUUACGGCAAAUAUCUUAUACUCUCCAAAAAUAACUUGAAAUGAGCCAAGUAUGGCAAUUUUUGAGUUGUGACUAAUUUUGGGCAAGUUUUUUUUUUUUUUUUAAUUUCGAUUAGUUUUAGUCCGGGCUGCACAGUGGUGUAGUGGUUAGCACUUUCACCUUGCAGCUAGAAGAUCCCUGGUUCGCGUCCCGGCUUUCCCGGGAUCUUUCUGCAUGGAGUUUGCAUGUUCUCCCUGUGCAUGCGUGGGUUUUCUCCGGGUACUCCGGCUUCCUCCCACAGUCCAAAAAUAUGCUGAGGUUAAUUGAUUAUUCUAAAUUGCCCGUAGGUGUGAAUGUGAGAGUGAUUGUUUGUCUCUGUAUGUAGCCCUGUGACAGACUGGUGACCUGUCUAGGGUGUCCCCUGCCUUCACCUGAGUCAGCUGGGAUAGACUCCAGCCCCCCCAUGACCCUAGUGAGGAUUAAGAGGUGUAUAGAUAAUGGAUGGAUGGAUAGUUUUAGUCCAGAUUUGAGUCUAAAAAUGUCCAAAAUGAACUGAAAUUUGUCCAAAAUAACACAAAACAUGUCCAAACUGACCCAACAGUUACUUGAAACGAAAUCAAAAUGACUCAAAAUGUGUCUAAAAUAACUCAAAAACUGUCCAAAACUACUUUAAAAAAUUGCAAAACGACUCCAAAUGUGUUCAAAUUGACUAUUUUUAAGUUAUUAUGGAGAGUUUGGGUCAUUUUGAAGACUGAUUAGUUCAGUUUUGAGUCAGUUUGAGCUGUAGAAAGAUGUUUCUCCAUGCUGAAUGGAUCUCCAACAACUUGCUCCUCUGUUCAGUUUCUGAGCCAAGCUGCAUUUAUUUCAUUUAUCCAGUCGGUGUGGUUUGACUGGGUCUAAAAUUGUGCAAAAUGACUUGAAAUUGGUCCAAAAAUACUUUAGUUCAAAGCAACUCAAAAUUUGUUCAGAAUAAGUAUUUUAAGUUUUUAUGGACAAUUGUAGUCAUUUUGUUGAAGUUUUAGUCCAAGUAUGAGUCUAAAAAUGUCCAAAAUGAACUGAAAUUUGUCCAAAAUAACACAAAACGUGUCCAAAGUGGCUCAACAGUUAUCUGCAAAACAUCAAAAACUGAGCAAAAUUACUGGAAACUGGUUCAGAAUGACUCCAAAUGUGUCCAAAGUAACUCGACUAGAAUAUAACUGUCCAGAAUUACUUAAAAAUAUAGGAAAAUGACUCCAAAUGUGGUCAAAUUGGCCAAUUUUAAGGCACUGGGUCAAUUUGGGGGAAAAAAACCUCGAACUAACAGACCUUCACUUGUCGUGGAAACACUGCCUGCAGUUCAGCCGAGCUCAGAAUUUUUAGUUUUUUGUUUGUUUUUGACAAGUCGGUCAAAGUAGAAGGAUUGUGGGAAGUAAAACGCUGUGACAUCAGAAACUAGUGGGACUGAUUGCAGACUGUGAUGCUUUUUAAACAAACUUCCACAUUAUUAACUGAUGUUUAUCUGGUUUUUAAAGCUGCUGCUGCCUGUGGUAGAAUAAGAUGCUUCAGUCUGUUGUUGUUCUGCUUGUGCCAAUUUUAAUAAUAAACACUUUCAAAAAGCUGUA